Molecule: messenger RNA, 1398 nt
Organism: Armigeres subalbatus
Lineage: Eukaryota; Metazoa; Arthropoda; Insecta; Diptera; Culicidae
Product: neuroserpin-like
Exons: 3
Coding region: 103-1272 (389 amino acids)
Molecular function (GO): serine-type endopeptidase inhibitor activity
Source: RefSeq, a predicted model, not a curated record
AUCAGAAGUGAUUAGAACUUUCCUAAUCUUUCUUGACAGUUGGCAGUUCAUUUUAGUUAUCAAAGCUGUUCAGUCCUAAGUUUUCCGUGGUGCUGUAGAAAAAUGAGUUGGUUAUUAUAUAUCGCUUUGUUCGUAGCCGGGAGUAUUUCUGCCGAAUUAACAGAGUUUACAACCUCGUCAACCAGCUUCACGUUAGAUUUCUUCAAACGUGCUUAUGUCCCAGCGGAAAAUGUAGUUCUCUCACCCAUUUCGAUUCAGUCAUCUUUGACUAUGUUCUACCCGCUGGCAGGAAGCAAAGUAUCACCGGCAAUGCAACAGCAUCUCUACUUGCCGGCUGAUAAGGACCGUGCGACAUCCAACCUUCGCGGUUUCCUACAGGCAUUGAAUGAGCAAGGCAGUGCAGGGUCUUCGACCCUCAAAGUGGUCUCCAAAGUAUAUCACGUUAACGCUAAGCUCAAACCACAAGUCGAACCACUGUUUAAAGACACCUUUGGGGCGGAAAUUGAAACAGCGGAUUUUCACGAUCAGGCUAAGGUUGCCGCUGCUGUUAACGAGUGGGUUGACCAAGCGACAAAUGGAAUGAUCAAAGAAUUCAUGCAGGCUGAUGAUGUGCGCGUGGACAACGACCUGAUGCUGUUGAACGUGGUUGCGUUGAACGCUUCCUGGGCAGUGCCGUUCAAUCCAUCCGAUACAGAAUCAGUGCCGUUUCACUUCGUAAACGGCGAUCACCAGGUGGAUAUGAUGUUCAAACAAGAACAACUGCUCUAUGCAAACCUUCACGAACAUGGGUGUCAAGCGGUUGAAUUGCUUUACGAGGAAGGGACGGACCUGUCGAUGGUGGUUGUAUUGCCGAUGAAGAAAUCGACAUUGGAAAAUGUAGUUCGUAAUAUGGAUAUUAACUUUUACGAGAGAAUCAACGAGCGUUUGAAUGAAGAACGAAUACAACUGGCCAUGCCCAAGUUUACGAUGCGAAGGAAAACUGACGCACAGGAUUUGUUGAAGGAUAUGGGAUUGACUGCCUUGUUUGAGGAGCUGGAUUUGGAUUUGUUAGUGAGGGAUAAGUCUCGCAUCGGGGAAGUUAGACAAACUGCGUUCAUAAAGGUCGACGAAAGUGGUACGGAAGGGGCUGCUGCUACCGAAACUCAAGCCGUCGGUCGAGCUGGCUACCCGAACUUCUACGUUGACCGACCGUUCCUCUAUUUGAUCAGGAAACGCUCGACCAAGGAUAUCAUCUUCAUCGGACACUAUUCCGUUUUCGAGCAGCCGCAAUAGGAGAACCGUUGGCGAGGCUACACUCUGCUAAUGCAACAUGUGGCCUUUCGGUUGCAACUUAAAUUAUGCUAAACAGUUAGUUUAAGAAUGUUGAAUAAAGCCAAUCGACUUUCCUCUUUGUUUUUU